Molecule: messenger RNA, 1193 nt
Organism: Colletotrichum navitas
Lineage: Eukaryota; Fungi; Ascomycota; Sordariomycetes; Glomerellales; Glomerellaceae
Exons: 1
Coding region: 174-863 (229 amino acids)
Source: RefSeq, a predicted model, not a curated record
CAGAGAGCGAGACCUUUGGGACUAAGAACGCAUCGGGGGCUGUUUCCUCCGUUUCUCGGCACGCGUCGCCGUGGGAGCCAAGCAGCCAAGCAGCUUAGCCCGCCCUGGCCCAACGGGGAGCCCCGUGGCUUGGGCCCGGCUUCCGUGGGUUGCAGAGGACUUGCGAGGAUGAUAUGCAACUAGUUCAACGGAGUGAGUGGGCAUUGCGUUCCCCUUUUGACCCUGGGCCCUCUCCAUCCACACCAACGAAGACUUAUAAAACUGGGGGCAAAGGCCCUUCCUUGACUCGGAAUAUCCUCACGCGAGACAUCCAUCGCAUGUUUUUAAGCCUCAACUCUGCCUCGAACGGGCGUUCCCUCUAUCAGGACCAUAGAAAUCCCUUCUCCUCCCCAUCCACGAAAAACAAAAAAAAGAAGGGAGGGGGGAAAGGCCUGGUAUAUGGAGGCUGGAGAGCCUCCCCCUCCAGACCCGCGGCUCAGGCGAACCACCCAGGUCAACCAUUCAAGGCCCAACCUCUCCGCAGCGGCCCUCUGCUGGCUCGUCAUCGGCCAUAUUGGCUGCAGCCCCGCGCCCCUCAGCAACGAUCUCGUCUUCGUCGGCGUGCUCCUUGUCUUCCUCCAGCUCGUCAUGUUGCUGGUCGCCCUCGACACGACCGCCGGGCUAUGGCGACCGGGCCGGGGCAACGCGCUGCUGACGGCGUGGAUUGUAGGCUUCAGCACCGCGUCGGCGUACGCCAUGUUCGCGGCCGGGGGCUGGGCGCGCUAGGGCCAGGGGCUUUUUUGGGCGCUAGCCGGCGUCUACGGCGGGGUCGGGGUCUGGCCCCGGGUCCGGUAGCGGCUGGAGAGGACCGCGAGGACGGAUGAGGCGGAAUGGCUUUCCCGCGUCGGGGAGGGUGCGCUCGUGAGGACUGCAUUCGUGGGUAUCUCCGCGGAUUCCGAGGGGCUACCAAAAUACGGCACGCCCGUCGAGCAGAUAUGUACGUAGUAUCUGUGUCGACAGCAAGGGGAACACCAAAUGACCAAAUGAGCGUGACGUCCCUCGUUGAUCGACUUUCAGACUUCUAAUUGAUGCUCAGUCCACUCCGGCUCAUACAGACCCACCCUGCCCUUUUCUUUAUACAGCAAACGCACUACUUGGCUUAGCCUACCUUACAUACUGUGAUGACAGCAAAAGGACGGUAAUCUAUACCAAAU